AUGUCUCUGAAAUCAGGAGAUUUGAUGUUUGCAUCUCCACACCAUCUCUGCAAACAAUUAAUGAUGUUGUCAACAGAAUCGUGGAAAAUAAUGACAGGAAUACUUCUUAACGCGACAGAUGCCGAAGUAGGAAGUCUUGAAAUGAUGUAUUCGCAUUUCAAUGACCUUGAAUUCAAUAUAGAAUCACCUAAAACUUCAGCCAAUCUCUUCGCUGUUGUAGAAGCUGUUGAUUUUCUGUCUCCGUAUUCUGUCAAUGAUUUUGACAUUGUUGAAGAUUCACUCAAUAAAUCAAGCAACUCGUUAUCAUCAAUUGUUCGUCCGUGA
Molecule: messenger RNA, 324 nt
Organism: Trichomonas vaginalis G3
Lineage: Eukaryota; Parabasalia; Trichomonadida; Trichomonadidae
Exons: 1
Coding region: 1-324 (107 amino acids)
Source: RefSeq, a predicted model, not a curated record